Talaromyces rugulosus is the source of this 1626-nucleotide messenger RNA. RefSeq lists its product as uncharacterized. Bases 1 to 1626 code for a protein of 541 amino acids. NCBI's taxonomy places the organism in Eukaryota, Fungi, Ascomycota, Eurotiomycetes, Eurotiales, Trichocomaceae. The transcript has 3 exons. Gene Ontology annotation, molecular function: monooxygenase activity; iron ion binding; oxidoreductase activity, acting on paired donors, with incorporation or reduction of molecular oxygen. The record is from RefSeq and is a predicted model, not a curated record.
AUGGCAGACUUUUCCCGUCUUUCCGUUGCACUGAGUGACGCCUCAAUAUACAAUGUCGGACUGUCGCUCGGCAUCGCUGUUCCCAUAUUCCUCAUUCUUCGCGUCUUGAUCGACUAUGCCAAAGUUCUCAGUCUUCGACGUCGGAUGCCGCCAGGUCCAUUUCCCCUGCCUCUCUUUGGCAACUACUUUUCCAUCCCCGGGGAACGACCCUGGCUCAAAUUUGAGGAAUGGUCUACAAAAACAUACAAAAGUCCCUUGAUCACGAUUUGGAAUGGCACUGCGCCGACUAUCUUGUGUAACGACGCAUGGAGCAUUUCGGAUUUGCUGGAUAAACGGGCCUCGAUUUACUCAUCGCGUCCGCGGUGUGUCUUAAUGGGCGAUUGCACAGGUGCGACAACAACGAACCAAAUCUUGCAGCCGUACGGGGAUCGAUGGCGGUUACAUCGACGUCUGACUCAUGCAAUUGUCGGACCACAAAAUGUCCGUACAUUCCGCCCUUCGCAGUCAGAUGAGGCCAAUAUCAUGCUCCGUGACAUGUUCGAAACACCAGACAAGAUGACAGAUGCCAUUGGGCGUUUUGCUUGUUCGCAAGCUUCAAUCAUCGGCUGGGGGCGCCGUAUAGACACAGUGCACGACCAGCUAGCUGCGCUAUCGAUUCCUGCGACUGAGGCAGCCAACUUCGCCAUCCCUGGAUUCUACAUCAUCGAGACUCUACCGUUUCUGACGCGGCUUCCCGCUUGGCUGUUCAAGAUGCCAACAGAGCUAGCGGCUGGUUCGAAACUGUUUGGAAAAUAUCUGUGGGCCUUGACAGAGGAAGGCGGAGAGGCAACUUUUGACAAGAACUUUGCGCGGUUGCUGUUACAAGAGAGAGAGAAGAGUGACCUUUCGUCGAAUGAAAUCGGCUCUUUGAUUGGGAACGUCGUUGGUGGAGGCUUGGCUACGAUGACAAGCACAACCCUAUCCUUCAUCCUUGCCAUGUGCGUCUUCCCGGACGUCCAGAAAAAGGCACAGGCAGAGAUUGACAGUAUUGUUGGUGAUGGUCACCGUCCGCCAAGCUGGGAAGACGAAUCUUCAAUGCCGUAUGUUGCUGCUGUCAUCUCCGAAGUCUUCCGCUGGCGACCAGUCACUGUUCUCGGUGGCAUGGCCCAUGCCCCUAUUCAAGACGACGUGUACAAAGGAUACUUUAUCCCAAAGGGAACUGCGAUUACGGGGAAUUCAUGGGCCAUCCACCGAAACUCGCGUGACUACCCUGACCCCGAAACUUUUCGUCCGGAAAGAUUCUAUGAUGGACUGGAGCGCCCAUUUCCGAUUAAAAAGGGCCAUUAUGCCUUUGGCUGGGGUCGUAGAGCAUGCAGUGGGCAGAAUUUGGCCGAACAGGCCUUGUGGAUUACUAUUGUCCGGCUGCUCUGGGCGUUUAAUAUUCAGCCGGGGCUUGACGAAAAGGGUGACGAAAUAAAACCCGAUGUUUUUGCAUAUACCAAUACGGAAAACUCUCGACCACAACCAUUCGAAGCUCGCUUUACGCCACGUUCUGCAAAACACAAGCAGACGCUCUUAAACGAAGCGGCCAAAUCCCGAGAUGCGUUGCAUAUCUUUGAUUGGGAAAGCAAAGCCAAGAUGCAGUAA